Molecule: messenger RNA, 1218 nt
Organism: Brassica napus (rape)
Lineage: Eukaryota; Viridiplantae; Streptophyta; Magnoliopsida; Brassicales; Brassicaceae
Product: biotin carboxyl carrier protein of acetyl-CoA carboxylase
Exons: 9
Coding region: 223-1020 (265 amino acids)
Source: RefSeq, a predicted model, not a curated record
CACUAGAUAAAGUACGCUUAUAAAUUGAGGCGCAGGUUAGCUUAGAAUAGUGACCGAGUGAUAGAUAGGACGGAGUUAACAAAGAGGAGAGAAGAGAAGAAUGAAAAAGUGACCAAACCAAACCAACUGCCAUCUUAGCUUUUUAUCCAACGGCACCACCUUUUAUCCUUUCUUGCUCACUCGCUCUACCUCCCUCGCUUGCUCGCUGCCUUGUUCUUCCCAAUGGAGUCUCUCGGAUCUCUCCAUCAGAGUUUAGGAUCCGCCGUAAAUGUUCACUCGCUUUCUGGUAAAUCUUGUGCGCCGCCACGGUGGAGUUUGUUCAACAGGAACACGCUUGUGUUGCGUGCAGAGUCCUCUAAAUCUUCCACAACAACCAAAACUGAUGAAUCAUCUGAUGCCUCAAACGGGACUAAAACUGUUCGGAGGACAACUUUCCCUAAAGAAGUGGAGGCACUGGUUCACGAGAUGUGUGAUGAGACUGAGGUUGCUGUCCUCAAACUCAAGGUUGGAGAUUUCGAGAUGAACCUGAAGCGGAAGAUUGGACUUGCUGAAACUCCCAUUCCCGUGCCUGAUAUCUCUCCAUCUGUAGCUCCUCCGAUUCCUUCUGAGCCCAUGAACAAAUCAGUUUCUUCUUCUGCUGCUGCUGCUACCAGCCCAUCCAAAGCAAAACCUGCAGUGUCUCCGUUCAUAAACGCUGCAUAUCGAAAAUCAUCAAAGCUGGCUGCUUUGGAUGCAUCUGGAUCUAACAACUAUGUUCUCGUCACAUCUCCCUCAGUGGGAAAGUUUCAGAGAAGCAGAACUGUAAAAGGAAAGAAACAAGGUCCUACCUGUAAAGAGGGUGAUGCAAUAAAGGAAGGCCAAGUGAUUGGAUACUUACAUCAGUUGGGAAAAGAACUUCCAGUAACGUCAGAUGUAGCUGGGGAAGUUCUCAAGCUUCUUUCAGAUGAUGGAGACUCUGUAGGUUAUGGAGAGCCUCUGGUUGCAGUCUUGCCAUCGUUCCAUGAUAUCAACAUCCAGUGAUACUUAUCCGGAGACUGUACUCUUUCAUCUUCUCCUAUCUUUCUUUUAUGGAGUAUAUGUAAUCGGUUGAUUGAAAAGUGCUUGCGAAUCUAUUUUGAUUUUCAUCUUGAUCACAUGAUUUGUGUGGAGGUUUAAUUCCUGAACAUGUGACGCAGCUAUAUUGUUUUUUUGUCACUCUUUGGAUUUUGGUUCGUCUUA